AUUAGUGGGUGCUUUGCAUCUCAUCAAUGUCGGAGCCAUUGUCCAGUUGUAAAGUUAGUUGUGAAAAGUGCGGGAAAGUGCUCCGUGAGGUUUGUUACAUCUUAGAGUCUGGUGUGAUUGUUGUGACCGGUCUAGAUAUGAGGCAAUGUUCUCAUUUGUAACUGUUGGGGUCGAAUGCUCAUUUGAGUGAUUCCUUCGUAGAACAGCUUUUGAUAAUUCCAGUCGAUGGAUGGUUGGUAGACUCCAAUUCAUCCAGGUGGCGCUUUUGUUUAACUGUAGCGUCCUUAAGUUUCCUUGUCCAUGUGUAGAUCAAUCCUAACUGCUCAACCCUCUUUAGUCCAAGUCCCGAUGAGAGGAUUUUGUUUUCUGUCGUGUGAUAUCUUCAGCAUUGUAGGUGUACCGAUCAUUCUUUUCGUUCUGCGGUCUGCGAUUAUCACGCCAUCGAUACUUGUGGACACACUCUGUGGAUCGAGUUCAUGGUGUUUUGUGUCUCUUCGGUUGUAAGUCUUUACAAUGGCACUGGAAUUGCACCCAAAGUGUGCUAAAAAUACUACAGUGACCUGAUGGAGCGUUGAUUAUGGCGUAGUCAUGCAUGUGAUGUCAUUAGUGCCACUGAAACAACUCGGCCGUUGCGAAGGGCCCCAACAGCAAUUAGAUCUUUCGAUAGGUUGCGUUGUCGAGUUGAAACAUGGAUGUCCUAUGGCAUGAUUUCUAUUCCAAAAUAUCUUAGAUCUGAAUUGGCGAAGGCUGAAUCAUCGAAUUUUGGAUUCGAUUCGAUUUUCAUUGGACUAGGAAAAUGGGGUCGAUCGCCGUGACUUCGGACAUUCGACAGAGCGCAAUAUGGGAGAUGAAACCGCACAUGAUUUGUGAGAACUGUUAUCUGCAACCCAGUCUUAAUGGGUUUUCGUUCCUGCAUGCGUUUGUGAUGAGAAUCUGAGAAGUAAUCGAGAGGAACUUGGAGAAUUUAAAAAUGACCUAAACCUGGAGUAGGUAGUAUUCUUGCAAUGAUAACUAUCAAGCGAAUCGUGCUUUCUCAAACGUGCUUUUGGUGCUUGUUAAUGCCACAUGAACGGUUUGCUUGAGGCUCUCGCUCAAAAGCUCUGCGAAGUGAUGGAAGCAGAUCCGUUAAACUUGGCCCAUCUACUUUAUUUCCUUGAGGAAACGAAGAAAACAUGGAGCGGAAGUCGCUUGUCAAGUUAUGUUAAUCAAGCAGGAACAAAAUUUGAUCGGAGUAUGCAGCAUCCUCGGGAUCAGCUGGCAAAUAUUGCCGUGAUUUUGCUGAUGUCGAGCUUGUGUUGCGGUCUUCAUGCUCAAGUCACCGAUGACUAUAUCACCUCAGAAACGAAUAUUACAACUGUAGACACGAAGGUUCUUCUCAUUGCCCCGCUUGGUGUGAUCACUCGUGAUAAAGCUGUAUUUACCACUGGGAUCACCAUCCGCCCUAUCUACAUACAAGCGCCGACUGGGUUGUACAUGUCACUAACUAUACAAUGCAAGGGAGGCCAAACUCAGCUCAAAGUGCCCGAUUAUGUUGCCAACACUUCUGUGCUUCAGAUCGACCACACGGGGGUGUGGAGGCCGCCACCAAAUUCCAUGAAUGCCAACGGCACAUGGUAUUUGACUGGUCUAGGCAUCAGGCUCUAUCAGAAUAUCUCAGUCACUAACAACGCUCUUUUCACUCUUGGUUACAGCAAACAUAUGGCUAAUGAUAUUGCUGGAAAGGCAACGAUGACGAUUAUACUAAGCUGGAAUGUAACCGUCCCGUCUGACGGAAGUAACCACGCUGAUUCGUUCAUGUUCACCCGCAAGAGACGCAUUUUCAUCUGGGCACCAACUACUUUGACGAGUUUCACUACAUUCCACGCCACAGUGGUGGCGUUGUGCCUGCUGGGCAUCUUUAUCGUGUGCUGCCUUGGCUGCCUCAACACGGUUGCAAUUCAAAAAAUGCGCGCUUUCAGUGUGCAGGUUGCCAAGGAAACUCGACAUAACCAGGAGUGUGAGCAGAACAGGGUCUUUAAUCCACUGUGGAUACCGUGCGCACCGACCCGAUCAGGAUACUACAACGUUGAGUCAACUCCGAAUUCAUUCAUGUUGCGGCAACGGCGUGCGGAGCUGAAAGCUAAGAUUCUGCGCAUGUCAACUCCAUUCAGCCUGAUAGACAGAUUGACGAGAGUGAGGCAUCUGAGGGCUGGAAAAUACGCAUGGGUAUGUCGAUGCCCAGGUGCACGGGCUUUACCAAUGCAAGACUCGAGCAGUGAUGACGAACAGCCAUUGACAUCCACUGUGGCUGCAUCAAAGGGUCCUACAUCAGCAACAUCUACGAACAGAGCCAACAAACAAUCCUCCCGUUGCUUGAGACCUUCCAGUAGUCAUAUCAAGAAACCUCACAUAGACGAGCUCGUCAUGGCAGGAGGAAUUGUACAACAAAGAGUUCCAUUUCGACUGAAAGGAAGCAGAUCAACUAACGAAGAAGAAGAAGAAGAAUCCACCAUUGAGGAGUGACUCAUGUAUAGGUUCAGUACAACUCCCAUUGUGAAUUGCUACUGCAGCUUUCGAUUUGGAUAAUCAGGCAAGCAGCAGCAACAGAAUAUGUUACCACACAUUCUCAGCAAGCACCUCCAGUGAUAAUGUAACGAGUCCAAAAGAGCUUACAAAGUUACGAGUUGAUAGACAAACAUCCAAAGCAGCUAAGAACUGGGUUGUCAGCAAUUCUAAACUAUCACUGCAUGUUGCUGGUGGGCACUCAGAGGAUAGGGAUACUUGUAGUGUGUGGGGACAGUGGCAACAGAAGCAAAAGCAUAUGGCUCUUAGUUGUGCUGGUUUUUGUGCCAUGUGUUGUUUGACCUCCUAACCCUAAAUCUAAUCAUGUUAACCUCAAUCUCGUUAUGAUUCAGGUUAAAAUCCUAGCUUUUUUGCAUCCUAAACUUUUUUCAACUUUCAUCCAUUUUGUUAUUGCGUGAUCAAAUUGAAAGUUCUAAUAAAUAAGUUUAUUUUUUGAUUCCA
Physcomitrium patens is the source of this 3003-nucleotide messenger RNA. RefSeq lists its product as uncharacterized. The record is from RefSeq and is a predicted model, not a curated record. Lineage: Eukaryota; Viridiplantae; Streptophyta; Bryopsida; Funariales; Funariaceae.